Molecule: messenger RNA, 459 nt
Organism: Helobdella robusta
Lineage: Eukaryota; Metazoa; Annelida; Clitellata; Rhynchobdellida; Glossiphoniidae
Exons: 4
Cellular component (GO): muscle myosin complex
Molecular function (GO): calcium ion binding
Source: RefSeq, a predicted model, not a curated record
ACGAACCAUUUACCAGAUGUCAAAGAAGUUUUUGAUUUGUUUGAUUUCUGGGAUGGACGAGAUGGAAUGGUUGAUGGCGCCAAGUUAGGUGACUUCCUGAGAUGCUGUGGACUCAAUCCGACACAAGCCAUGAUCAUGGAGAAUGGGGGCACCAAACAAUUUGGUGAAAAGUUGUACAAGUUCGACGAGAUAAUUCCCAUUUACAAGAAACUCCAAACGACCACUGACAUAGGCACAUACGCUGACUUCAUGGAAGCCUUCAAAACCUUCGACAGGGAAGGUCAAGGUUACGUGAGAGCGGCAGAGUUGAGGCAGGUUCUCUGUUAUCUCGGGGAGAAAAUGUCGGACGACGAUGUUGACAGGAUUUUGAAUUAUACAGGAACCGAGGAAGACCUGGAUGGAAACAUUAAAUACGAAGAAUUCAUCAAGAAGGUUUUGGCUGGUCCACGAAAAAAAUAA